UUGAUGGACGAGCCUGCAGACUUGACAGAGUGCUGUAGGUCUUCUGCCAUUGGCGUUUAGCAGGUCACAUGGUGUGUCAGGAAGGUGAUAUGAGGGUGGAAGGCAGUUUUACAGCUUUGACAUACUUACCUAAGGUUAGGGCAAAGGGAGCACCGAUUAAUGACUGCUCAGUUUUGAUCAGUUCUGAACAAAUACCAGGCCCCGAUUCAGGAUGAACUCCUACUUAGAUUAUCCUGUGUGCAGUCGGGGAGCAAAUAUUUUCAGCACCAAGGCCGGAUACCCAAAUUUAAACCAUGGAUACAUGUCCACCUCUUGCCCAACAAGUGAUAGUUACGCACCGGACGGUCGUUUAGUGGCCGCAGCUUCUGCGCCCCACCAGUCUCCUGGCCUCCCCUUGCACCACCAAACUCAUGUCAACUUGGAUCUGCAGUUUUCAGCUCCGGGGAACCACAUGUAUGGGUCACCUCUGGAGUACGGACAGUACGGCCUCGCCUCUGAUCAGGACCGGAGCUUUAUUAAUGCACAGGCUUCACCCAUCGGAACAAACAUGGCUCCCUAUACAGGAGACAGCUGUGGGCCUGGAGUUGCCUCGACCAGCCAGUAUCUGCACUUUAGCAACGGGGAUCAGAGGCAGCAAGAAUAUUCAGAAAGUGUUUAUGCGAGGUUACCGCCCCAGUGUAAGGAGAAGGAUCUGGAGCAUGCCGAGGAAACUUCUAAAACUUUUGACUGGAUGAAAGUGAAGAGGAAUCCUCCUAAAACAGCUGUCCAGUCGGAGUUCGGGGUUCCCGGCCAGCACAACGUGAUCCGCACCAACUUCACCACCAAGCAGCUGACAGAGCUGGAGAAGGAGUUCCACUUCAACAAAUACCUGACCCGGGCACGACGGGUGGAGGUCGCGGCCAGUCUGGAACUGAAUGAGACGCAGGUGAAAAUCUGGUUUCAGAACCGCAGGAUGAAGCAGAAGAAACGGGAGAAGCUUGGCUGCGCUUUGGUCAGCUCCCCGGCACCAGUGGACAAACUUUCUGGCUCGGACAACCCUCCAAAAGCAAAAGGGGGAAAACUGUGAACAAUGACUAUAAAAAUGACUGUGGAGGCUUGAGCAGCUUUCCACAGCAAAGUUGCACCAUUCCAGAAAAAACUAUAAACUGUGAAAAUUGCUUGUGUUCUUGUGAAGUAUGCAGGGUUUGACUGUCUGCUAAUGUGCAUUGACUUCUGAAUUGAAUGUGAGGAACCAUUUAAAAAAAAGUGUUUUCAUCCAUUCUUAUACUUCAAUCGUUUUAUGUUGUGUUUUGUGUUGGAGUACCUCCUCAAUGUCACUGUUUGCACUAUUUAUUUACAGGGUAUUUCCCAACAAUUGUUCAGAUAAU
Molecule: messenger RNA, 1367 nt
Organism: Melanotaenia boesemani (Boeseman's rainbowfish)
Lineage: Eukaryota; Metazoa; Chordata; Actinopteri; Atheriniformes; Melanotaeniidae
Gene: hoxb1b
Product: homeobox B1b
Exons: 2
Coding region: 212-1066 (284 amino acids)
Biological process (GO): regulation of transcription by RNA polymerase II
Cellular component (GO): nucleus
Molecular function (GO): RNA polymerase II cis-regulatory region sequence-specific DNA binding; DNA-binding transcription factor activity, RNA polymerase II-specific
Source: RefSeq, a predicted model, not a curated record